Molecule: messenger RNA, 659 nt
Organism: Leptopilina boulardi
Lineage: Eukaryota; Metazoa; Arthropoda; Insecta; Hymenoptera; Figitidae
Gene: RpS13
Product: 40S ribosomal protein S13
Exons: 3
Coding region: 137-592 (151 amino acids)
Biological process (GO): translation
Cellular component (GO): nucleolus; ribosome; cytosolic small ribosomal subunit
Molecular function (GO): structural constituent of ribosome; small ribosomal subunit rRNA binding
Source: RefSeq, a predicted model, not a curated record
AUGCAAACAAAGAUGUGUAAAAAAGCUUUUAUUAUUUUUAAAUAAAUUGAUAAAUAAGAAUAUUAAGAAUUUUGACAUUCCUAACCUUUAUUUCAGCGACAACAGCGCUUUUCUUUUUUGACGAGAAUCCGUCGCCAUGGGUCGUAUGCACGCACCCGGAAAGGGUAUAUCCCAGUCAGCAUUGCCUUAUAGGAGAAGUAUAGCAACAUGGUUGAAACUUACACCAGAGGAUUGCAAAGACCUUAUAUUUAAACUGGCGAAAAAGGGCCACACACCUUCACAAAUUGGAGUGGUUCUCCGAGAUUCCUAUGGGGUUGCACAGGCACGUUUCCGUACUGGAAAUAAAAUUCUCCGUAUUUUGAAGUCUUUGGGACUUGCCCCCGAAAUCCCUGAGGAUCUUUAUCAUUUAAUCAAAAAGGCAGUCGCUAUUCGUAAACAUUUGGAGAGAAAUCGCAAAGAUAAGGACAGUAAAUUUCGUUUAAUUCUUGUGGAAUCAAGAAUACACAGACUUGCUCGUUAUUAUAAACAGAAGAGUGUCCUACCGCCAAGUUGGAAAUACGAAAGCUCAACAGCCAGUGCUCUUGUGGCUUAAAUUUUGUUUAUUCAAAAAAAAAAAAAAAACAAUUUCAACAUCUUGUAAUAAAAAUAAGGUUAAUAUA